This is a messenger RNA of Osmerus eperlanus (European smelt), 1848 nucleotides long. It is a transcript of the gene slc17a7a, whose product is annotated as solute carrier family 17 member 7a. The transcript has 13 exons. Gene Ontology annotation, molecular function: neurotransmitter transmembrane transporter activity; L-glutamate transmembrane transporter activity. Bases 78 to 1823 code for a protein of 581 amino acids. Gene Ontology annotation, cellular component: excitatory synapse; synaptic vesicle membrane. NCBI's taxonomy places the organism in Eukaryota, Metazoa, Chordata, Actinopteri, Osmeriformes, Osmeridae. The record is from RefSeq and is a predicted model, not a curated record. Gene Ontology annotation, biological process: synaptic transmission, glutamatergic; monoatomic anion transport; transmembrane transport.
AGUAAAAUGUGUGUGCAUGCUCAAGCGGGAGUGCGCACGGGACAGUAACACACCGGCCGGAUCUGGGAGUUGCGAGGAUGGAGAUCCGACCAGACAGAUUUAAGGCGUCUGCCGGCAAAACUCUGGGAAAGAUACACAGACUGCUGGAGAAACGGCAGCCCAAUGGCGAGACUAUCGAGCUGUCAGCCGAGGGGCGUCCGGAGCUGGUGGAGGAGAAGGAGCUGCCCGUGGUUGACUGUACCUGCUUUGGCCUGCCCCGCCGCUACAUCAUGGCCAUCCUGUCUGGCCUGGGCUUUUGCAUCUCUUUUGGUAUACGCUGUAAUCUGGGCGUAGCCAUUGUUAGCAUGGUCAACGACCACACUGUAUUUAAAGGCAACAAGGAGGUGCUAGUGGCAGCACAGUUCAGAUGGGACCCAGAGACGGUGGGGAUGAUACACGGUUCUUUCUUCUGGGGCUACAUCGUCACACAGAUUCCAGGUGGCUUCAUAUGUCAAAAGUUUGCUGCCAACAGAGUGUUUGGCUUUGCCAUAGUGGCCACAUCUACUUUGAACAUGCUGAUUCCAUCUGCCGCCCGCUGCCACUACAGCUGUGUCAUUCUAGUCAGGAUAUGCCAGGGCCUCGUUGAGGGGGUCUCAUACCCAGCAUGCCAUGGGAUCUGGGCCAAGUGGGCUCCACCUCUGGAGAGAAGUCGUCUGGCCACAACAGCCUUCUGUGGUUCCUAUGCUGGAGCUGUGGUGGCCAUGCCUCUAGCUGGAAUACUGGUGCAGUACACAGGGUGGCCAUCUGUCUUCUACCUAUAUGGCUGCGUUGGGAUAUUUUGGUAUCUCUUCUGGCUGCUGGUGUCUUAUGAGAGUCCAGCCGCUCAUCCCACGAUCACUCCUGAGGAGAGGAAAUACAUUGAAGACGCCAUCGGAGAGUCUGCUGGCCUGGUGAAUCCUCUCCAGAAAUUCAAAACCCCAUGGAAACAGUUCUUCACCUCCAUGCCGGUGUACGCCAUCAUUGUGGCCAACUUCUGCCGGAGCUGGACCUUCUACCUGCUGCUCAUCAGCCAGCCAGCUUACUUUGAAGAGGUGUUUGGCUUUGAGAUCAGCAAGGUGGGGAUGGUGUCAGCCCUGCCUCACCUGGUGAUGACCAUCAUCGUGCCCAUCGGGGGCCAGCUGGCAGAUUACCUGAGAACUCACAAUCUGAUGACCACCACCAACGUCAGAAAGCUCAUGAACUGUGGAGGAUUUGGUAUGGAGGCCACUCUGCUGCUGGUGGUAGGAUUCUCACACACCAAAGUUGUAGCCAUUUCAUUCUUGGUCCUCGCUGUGGGUUUUAGCGGAUUUGCCAUCUCAGGUUUCAAUGUCAAUCACCUAGACAUUGCUCCCCGCUAUGCCAGCAUCCUGAUGGGGAUCUCCAAUGGAGUAGGCACUCUGUCUGGGAUGGUGUGUCCUCUUAUUGUUGGAGCUAUGACCAAGCAUAAGACACGUGAUGAAUGGCAGUAUGUGUUCCUCAUCGCCAGCCUGGUUCACUAUGGAGGGGUCAUCUUCUAUGGGAUUUUUGCAUCUGGAGAGAAGCAGCCAUGGGCAGAUGCGGAGGACACAAGCGAUGAGAAGUGUGGCAUCAUUAAUGAGGAUGAACUGGCCAAUGAAACUGAAGAAAUGUACCGAACAGGUGGAGGCGGUCACUACGGAGCUAUGAGCCAGCCGAACGCAGGACCCAACGGAGGGCGAGGUGGAGAGGGUGGGGGUGCGGGGUGGGUGACGGACUGGGAGAAGACGGAAGAGUAUGUUCAGCCUCCAGGUUACAACAAGGGGGAGGGCCAGAGAAACCUGACAUAAAAGCGAUAAACAGGAAGAAAGAAAA